Molecule: messenger RNA, 1257 nt
Organism: Schistosoma intercalatum
Lineage: Eukaryota; Metazoa; Platyhelminthes; Trematoda; Strigeidida; Schistosomatidae
Source: the annotation of a GenBank genome assembly
GACUGCGGGUGGCGCCAUUCCAAGUUUUUGGGUUACAAUCUAGGGAAGCUUAAUGUAGUCUUCACAGUUUUCGAAUCUUGGUGUAACAGUUUAGCGUCAAUAGUAGUGACAAUGGCAGUAAUUUUAAUUUUUUUGAUUUUCUGUCUCUGUGUAGGUGCACUUGAAGUUAUUGAUGCCUGAUGGAUCAUUCUUUGAGCAUAAAUAUGACCAAGAUACUACAGUUGAGCAAAUUACUUCUUCUUUGUUCAGUGAUUGGCCUGAUAGCUUGGGAAAGAGGCCAGAUUCAAAUCACUUGAAACUUAUUUUUCAAGGCCGAUUUUUGCAUGGCGCUCUCAAACUGUCAGUGUAUUUAUUAUAAUGCUCCUAGUUUGUGUCAUGUCUGUUAUUUUUCCUGAUAGUGUCAUGUGAUACGCUUUGUUUCAACCUACUGUAAAGGACGAAAUUGAAACUACCUUCCGAAACGAUUACAAUGCAUUUAAUUCAACAUAAAACGAUGCCAUUGGCAAGGAUAAAUGGUCAACAAAAACGAUUCAAAAGAUGUUGCCCCCUGAAUUGUUUAUGUCUACAUUGAGGUCAUUGUUACUCUUCAUUUGCUUGUCUCUACAAUUAUCUGGACGUAGAUUAUGCCAAUGUCUUUCUUCAGCAGGCCACCAAGUUCCUCCAUUUUUCAAAAAAUAUUCAUAAUUUCUUAGUAGAAAAACAAUACCCUACAGUUUAUGUUGAUUGUUUUAAACCUAGUCACAUUAAGUCAGCAAUGAGUCGAAACAUUCCUAUCCUUCUCUCUCAUAUUCAACCCUUCUUUUUCCUCUUCAACAGGCUUCUAGCAAUCAAAAAGAAUUAUAAAACAAUUGAAGAUCUUCUAAUGCAGUAUUUCUUUAUUUAGAGAUAGAAAGAUAAAUAAUAAAUAUUAAUAGUGAAAUGUUCAUUUAUUCAGUUUACUAUUCAUAUUUUGUCUCUUAUCCUUUACAUUUUAUUUAUGGUGUGCAUCUUUGUACAAAUAAAAUAAUCUCAUUAUGUAAUCAUUAUUGACAUGUCAAAUAUUGAACUUUUGUAGAUGUAAAUGGGUAGUUUAUUCUUAAUGUAGUAUCUUUGUUUUAAUAUCCUAAUUUAUUUUAAUUGCUGUUUCAUUAGCAAUGAGUAGAUUUAUAAAAAGAUGAUAUGCUUUUUUGAUCUUCACUGUCUUCUACUUUCCUACUUGUUUAUCAUGACAUGUACACUUCCUGUUUAAGAUGUGCAAUAUAGUACUUAGAGUAUUAA